Messenger RNA from Betta splendens (Siamese fighting fish), 708 nucleotides. Its product is annotated as GTPase IMAP family member 2-like. Bases 1 to 708 code for a protein of 235 amino acids. Gene Ontology annotation, molecular function: GTP binding. The transcript is spliced from 3 exons. NCBI's taxonomy places the organism in Eukaryota, Metazoa, Chordata, Actinopteri, Anabantiformes, Osphronemidae. The record is from RefSeq and is a predicted model, not a curated record.
AUGGCGAGAGAAACUCAAAAUGUGAAUCCUCUGACACGCAGCAGCAGCUAUGACCUCCUGCCACCUGACAUGCCUGAGCUGAAGGUUGUUGUGCUGGGAAACAGAUGGUCUGAGCGGAGGGAAGUGGGGAACUUUCUACUGGGAAAAAAUACAACCAUUGCAGAACCUGACCACUGUUUGAAGCUCAGAGAAGAAUUUGAGGACAAACACAUAACCAUCAUUCACACCCCAGAUCUACUGUUUCCUAAAAUGGACAAAGUGACAGAGUUCAUACAACAAUGCCAUAUACUAUCUAAUCCUGGACCUCACGUGUUCCUGCUGGUUCUACAUCUUGAAGACUUCACUGAGGACCACAAACAGAAACUCUGUAGAGUCCUUGAGAACUUCAGUGAUCAAUCAUUUGAUCAUUCUCUGGUUCUGAUGACAACAUCUGGAAUGAUGAGACCUGAGUGGAUGAUAACAAAUCCAGCAUUAAAAGACAUGAUCAAAAAAUGUAGAUACAGACACUUAAGCUGGAGGUACCUUGAACGUUUAGAGCUGCUAACACGUUUGGGUCAGGUUGUAAAAGAGAACAAUGGACGGCAUGUACAAUUAUCUGUGGACACAGAGGAACCAGCAAGUACAGGAUUGAGUGAUGCCCUACGCUCAACACUUCACAUCACAAAGACUCUCAAUGCUGCUGGUAAGUCAUGGAACAACUUUGAAUGA